CCCCAGAAACUUAACUUUCAUUUUCACUCUGCUGCUCCUGAUCCUGUGUGUGGCUCUGAGUGCUGACCACUCUUCUUCAAGGAAUCGCAGCUGACUUCUCCAUUGGUGUCUGAGGUUCUUCAGGUAACAGAAGAAAUUUAUUGCUCUGAUUCCUUCCCAGGAUAGCAGUUUCUUGGUCUGGAAGCAAUCGAUACUACCUACCCUGCCCCCAAGGUGGGUUGAGGUAUUGGCUUGUGUGAUCUUGCGAGUGUGUAUUACAUCUCCCUCCACACUGUCCGCAUACAGACACUCCUGUAGUGUAGACUCCUGUCUACGUCCUUGGCAUAUUUCCAAGCCAAGGUAAAAUCUCACCACUUAAAAACACAAAAAACUGUCCAGAGUCUCCCAGAUGAUCUGGAUCACUUCACUUCCAUAUCCCCCAUUGCUCUCUUUAUUAAUUGGAUCAUGAAAUUAUCUCUGUUGGUCUCUGAUUAACUUGCUGGGAUAGGAGACAGACUUCUGAAGGAUGAUCCUGAGUACAUUAGGGUCAUCCCAACUCUGUAUUGAAGGUAAAUGAUCUUUGUAAGUCAUUUACUGUCUCUGUUUGUACAUCUGAUAGAGAGCUUGCCCUGACCCAUGUACACAAACACAUUGUCAUAUAUUCUGUCAUGCUAAUAAGAGAAAUCAUUGCAAACUUAUAGCAAGUGAUGGCAGUGGUUAUGCUGUAAAUAAGGUAGAGCAUGUCCUUCUGAUAAGAGAGCUUGUAAGGAGAGUUAAUACUGAACUGCAAGAGUGAGUCAUGCUGAUACCCGGGGCAGCAUUCCAUGCUGAAAGAAGAGCAGGUGUGAAAGCCCAUAGGCUUAAGUUGUUUGGUGCUUCUGACAUUGAGGAUGUGUUUUUUAUAUGGGUAAGAAAAAGCAAGAUCAGUGGUGAGUCACACAAGGAUCUUGGUAGAAAAGGCUGCAGGUCAUCCUUUUUGUUUAGCGAAAGUAAAGGAAAAUCACCAUCAUUGCAGAGAUAAGGAUAGAAUUUGUCAUGUCUUAUGAACCAAGACUAAAGUGCUUGAAAUUAAUAUGAAAAGUCCUUUUUAUCAGGUCACCAAGCUCCUUUCCUUGUUUCUCUACCUUUUGAUUUUUGUCCUUUAGUAGUUUGGUCUUGGCCUCUCCUUGAUUUCUACACAAUAGUAUCAUUUUGCUCCUGCCUUUCUUACUCUGCUCCCUUUUAAGCUUCCCAGUCAUACGGGAUCUGUGAACAAGAAAGGCCUCAGAAGUAAGAGCAGGUUGGAGAAGGGGCGCAGUUGAGAUGGCUUUAGAACUCUUGGCGAAUAUAAAGGAGGAAUUGACCUGCCCCAUCUGCCUGUACCUCCUGGUAGAACCCGUGAGCCCAAAAUGUGGCCACACCUUCUGCCAAGCCUGCAUCUCUGCACAGAACACAGAGUUAGAGUACCAACAAAGGAAGAUCAUCUGCCCUGUAUGCCAAAGGGUUUAUUAUGCUGGGAAACUGCACCCUAAUCGGAGCGUGGCCAACAUAGUGGAGAAGCUCAGGAAAGUCAAGUUGAGUACAGAGGAGGAGCAGAAGAAAGAUCUCUGUGUGCGCCAUGGAGAGAAACUCGUACUUUUCUGUAAGAUGGAUGGGAAAGUCAUCUGCUGGCUCUGUGAGCGGUCUCAGGAGCACCGUGGUCACCACACCUUCCUCAUGGAGGAGGUUGCCCAGGAGUACCAGGAGAAGCUCCAGUCAGUCCUGGAGAGGCUGAGAGAGGAGGAACAGGAAGCUAAGAAGUUGGAGGCUGACUUCAGAGAACAGAAAGCUUCCUGGAAGAUUCAAAUACAAAAUGAAAAACAAAGUGUCCAGGAAGAGUUUAAACAACUGAGAGAUAUCCUGGACUCUGAGGAGAAGAAGGAGCUGGAGAAGCUGGUGAAUGAGGAGGAAGAUAUUCUCGAUGACCUGGCAGAGGCUGAGAAUAGGGUGACCCAGCACAGUGGGUCCCUGAGAGAGCUCAUCUCAGACCUGGAGAAGCGGCUGAAGGGGUCCACAAUGGAGCUGCUGCAGGAUGUGAAUUACAUCAUAGAAAGGAGUGAAACCUUGACUCUGAAGAAGCCAAAAGCCAUUCCCAAGGAACAAGGGAGAGUGUUCCAAAUGCCUGAUAUGAGAAGGAUACUGCAAAUGUUUGAUGAGCUGUUAAAUGGGCAAAGGUAAGAAGUCACAGUUACCACCAAGCCAUCAUCUUCCAGAAUUGUUCGUUUUCUAGAAAUGUUUUAAGACUUGUGUUUCCCCUUCCAACACAUACUUAUAAUACGUUUCUGUGAUUUUAUACCUCUUCUCAACAAUGGAGCAAAGUUCUUGCCAGUUCCCACCCAAGUUAUCCUCAAGAUCCCUCUCACAAUGUCACAAAUAAAGGUACGUCAUAUCCCUCACCCAACUCUGUAAUUUUUCUGCAGUUCAUGUGACUCUGAAUGGCUCCAACAAUAAAUCAUAUGUUGCCAUUUCUUCGAAUUGGAGACAAGUGAGAGAUGUGUGCAGUUGGAAACCAAAUAAUGUAUAUCUGAAUGGUGUUUAGGAUGAUUAUGGUGUCCUAGGCUCCCUGGUUAUCAGAUCAGGGAAACAUUGGGGUACAGAUGUGUCAAAAAGCAUACCUGGAUCCUGGGGGGGGGUGUGCUAUAAUGGAAAAUAAUCUGAAUCCAGUAUGAAAUUUCUUGUUAGAUGAGGUGAAAAUCAUCAACAUGUUCAAGUAUCCACCUAAAUAUGGCUGCCGGCUGUAGGGUUACAGAAUCAACUUAAAUAUAAUGCCUUGGAGGAGUCCUCUAAUCCCUUGAUCUUAACCCUCUCCCUCACUGUGCCCCCCACCGUGUUGGGGUUUUCUAGGACUAUAAGGCUGCCACUGUCUCAUUUUUCAGUGCCACCAACCAUGAGUUUCUCAUCUAUAAAUUCUCUUUAUGUUCUUUUUCACAGACAAAUUUUCCACAUUUCAGUCCUGUGAAAUACAGUAUCUCCAUGACUGAUUGCCAAGCUCUUGAACCUUCUCACGCUCUCACUCGCUUGUCUGCAGUUCGUCUUGCUUCGGGUGCAUCUAAUGCACUGAGCUUAUCUGCACCAUUCUGGCCAUAUUUUUGUUGCUGCCUCCCUUUUUUCCAUUUAAAUAUCCUUUAUUCAUCAGUAAGAUCUACCAUUUGCCUCAUGUCAUAUAUUCCCCAAUAUCAUGUUUGCAUUAGGAGAGAAUCUUAAUUCAUUUUCCAUGCUGCCAAGAAAAAAUUGACUAAUGUCUCGUAAAGAAAGUCCAGUAUUGAGAUAAUACCUCUGCCACAUGUUUACAGUCUCAUUUCCUCUGCCAAUGCCUGAGAAGGUGAAGGUAAGCUUUUUAAUAACUUUUGUGUACUAUCAAAGAGCUUGUAUAGGAAUCAUUUACUACAGAAUGAGUUCUUAGCACUGUGUCAGUUUACCCAUGAUGCCUCUUACUCAUCAAGGAGUUAAGGAGAAAGUAUCAUAAAAUGUACUAAGAGUGGAAGUUUGUGUCCAGAGUGUCUUGUGUUCAAGUCCAGUCUCCAUAUACUAGUAUAUCACCUUGAACAACAUACUUAAGUGCUGUUUUUCUUAAAAUCAUCUUGGUACUGAAAACUGCACCAUACUUAGGAUCAUUGCAAGAAGGUUAAUGUCAUUAAGUGUAAAACGUUUAAGUGUCUUAGCUUAAUAAUAAAUGUUUACUGUACUAAUUAUAGAAAAAUAAGGCUGUGUCACUGUCUCAUGAAACAGGUUUGUGCCUUCAAGAGCACUAGAGCUACUUUUACUGAAGUCUCAUUUGUCAGAUCCCAGGUGCUGCUCUGUUACUAUCAAGGCUACUCCAGCUUUGCCAGUAAUAGGUGGAGUGUGUAUGUGUGUCUUAUCACAGAAUAUUUUAAUUCUGGUGUUGCUACAUACUGGUCCUUACCAAGUCAACUAAAUUAUUUGGGAUUGUUUGGUUUCUCAUUUGUAAAAGAAAAAAUUAUAUAUAUAUAUGUAAUUUACCUGAUGUGGUAUUAAAAAUUAAGCAAGACUGCU
Manis javanica (Malayan pangolin) is the source of this 4011-nucleotide messenger RNA. The record is from RefSeq and is a predicted model, not a curated record. NCBI's taxonomy places the organism in Eukaryota, Metazoa, Chordata, Mammalia, Pholidota, Manidae.